AUGGGGCCCCCCUCCCUUGCUGGGGGGCCCCUGCAGCCCCUUAGACCCUCUCGCUGCUGCAGAGCCCGUCUCCUUUGGCCGGCCUCUGCUUCGCCGCUGCUGCUGCUGCUGCUGCUGCUGCUGCUGCUGCUGCUGCGGGCCCCACAGCUGGGGACUGCAGAACCCCCAGCCAGGCCCAGCAAACAGCCAAGCUGGCCUCUGCAUGCAGACAAGAGCAGCAGCAGCACAAGGAAGCAGCAGCGCGGGGCUGCUGCUUCGGGGCCACAAAGUGUCUCCAAAGGGAGACCCUCGCGGCACCCAGCAGCAGCAGCAGCAGCAGCAGCAGCAGCAGGGGAGGAGCCACUCACAGUAGCAGCAGCGCCUGCAGCUGCGCAGCAGCCAGCAGCAGGACGAACGCGAACUGCAGCACCCACAGCACAACCAGGAGUAGCAGCAGCAGCACAACCAGAAGCAGCAGCAUCGAAAGCAGCAGCAGCAGCAGCAGCAGCAGCAGCAGCAGCAGCAGCAGCAGCAGCAGAAAGGGCGCAGGCAGUCAAGGACGCUGCAGCAGCUGCCGCUGCCCGAGACGGCCCUCUCGGGCCCUCAGCCAAUUCGCUGGGGGGCCCCGCAGCUAACAGCUGCUUUCAGUCCCUGGCAGCAGCAGCAGCAGCAGCAGCAGCAGCGGCGGCAACGAAAAGAGAACCAGCAGCAGCGGCAGCAGCCACUGCAGCAGCAGCGGCAGAAGCAGGCGCAGCAGCCAGAGCUUCAGCAGCGGCAGCAGCAACAGCAGCAGCAACAGAAGCCGCAGCAACAACAGCAGCCCCAGCCCCAGCAGCAGCAGCAGCAGCAGCAGCAGCAGCAGCAGCAGCAGCAGCAGCAGCAGCAGCAGCAGCAGCAGAGCAGCAGCAGCAGCAGCAGCAGCAGCAGCAGCAGCAGCAGCAGCAGCAGCAGCAGCAGCAGCAGCAGCAGCAGAAGCAGCAGCAGCAGCAGCAGCAGCAGCAGCAGCAGCAGCAGCAGCAGCAGCAGCAGCAGCAGCAGCAGCAGCGGGUGGUGGUGGUGGACCUCGAGGCCUUCGAGUCUGCUGCUGUUUACCCCGACCGCCUGCUGGUGGGCUGGCGCUGCAGCGAAGAGGAGACAGCAGCAAUAAGGAGACAGUUGAACAAAAGUCCCUUUGCUGCUGCUGCUCCGCUGCCUGCUGCUGCUGAUGUCUCUGCUGCUGUCUCUUUCGCGCCCCACAGCAGCAGCAGCACAGCCGGGGACACGCGGCUCAAGGCCACCAGCAGCAGCAGCAGCAGCAGCAGCAGCAGCAGCGCCAGUGCUUCUCUCUACGUCCCGCCGCACAUGCCUCUCAGCCCCGCAGCAUUUGCUGCGAAGGAAAGAGCAGCAACAGCAGCAGCAGCAGCAGCAGCAGCAGCAGCAGCAAACGAAAGCCCAAGGACUGGCAGCUCGAAGCCUCUCGGGAAGCUGGACUUCUCUGCUUGGGCUUUGAGAGACAAAUCCAGAAGCAGCAUCUCAAAAGCAGCGCAGCAGCAGCAGCAGCAGCAGCAGCAACAGCAACAGCAGCACAGGCAGUUUUCCUACAGCAGCAGCAGCAGCAGCAGCAGCAGCAGCAGCAGCAGCAAUAUGAGAAGGCUGCAGGUGCUAGAGAACGCAGCAAAUCUCUCAGGGUCUCUUAUAAGCAGCGUGAAGCGUAUAUACACUCGGUUUAAGCUUGGGGGGGCCCCCCAGGGGGCCCCCCCAGCGAGGGGCCCCCCGCAGGGGGCCCCACAGGGGGCCCCCCUGUCCCACUCAGCUGCUGAUAAUGAACCCCCAGCUGAGGUGCUUGUGGUUGACUCGAGGGGGUUUGCUGCUGCUGCUGCUGCUGCUGCUGCUGCUGCUGCUGGCGAGGAGACAGCCCCGUACCGCAGGGCCCAGAAGCUGAGGGACGAGGAGACAGAAGAAGCCUCGAGGGGCCCCUCAGCAGCAGCAGCAGCAGCAGCAACAGCAGCAGCAGCACCAGCAGCAGCAGCAGCAGCAGAAGUGAUAAUAGACCCUCAGCCACAACUGCUGGAGCCUCACGAGCUCUGUGGGGUGGACCUUCUCACUUUCAACUUCCCGCAAGCUGCCAGCAGCAGCAGCAGCAGCAGCAGCAGCAGCAGCAGCAGCAGCAGGUUGCUGCCGCUGAAGCAGUUUCUGCAGCAGCUGGUUAAUUCCGUUGACUCCAAAGAAAUUCUCUUUGUGGCUCCUGACGCUCCCAUCAAGGCCCAAGUAAUGCCAAAUAGAGCAGCAGCAGCAGCAGCAGCAGCAGCAGCAGCAGCACCGUCUGCUGCUCUUGCUGCUGCUGCUGAAGGGCGCGAGCAGCGGGAAGCAGCAACAGCAGCAGCCGCAGCAGCAGCAGCAGCAGCGUCUCGGGGCCUGCAGCGCUUCCCCUCCGCUGCUUCCCAGAACGCCUUUGCUGCUGCUGCUGCUGCUUCCCCAGCAGCAGCAGCAGCAGCAGCAGCAGCAGCAGCCCCGAACGACCCCCUGUUCGGACUGCAGUGGGCCCUGGGGGCCCCCCUGCCGCAGGGGGGCCCCCUUGCUGCUGCUUGUGUUGCAGGAAGUGCUGCUGCACUUCUUGGAGACAGUUGGGAGUCUCCUUGGCUGCAGCGCAGCGACCAGGCGAGGGCCCAGCUGCUGAAGGUCAGGGACUUGUGCCGCGACAUUGACAGCAGCAGCAGCAGCAGCAGCAGCAGCAGCAGCAGCAGCAGCAGCAGCAGCAGCGGCGGCAGCAGCGGGGGCGGCGGCGGCGCGGGCCGGCGGAAGAAGGAAAGCCCCGGCGCCGCCGCCAACGCUGCUGCUGCUGCUGCUGCUGCUGCUGCCCCAGCAGCAGCAGCAGCACCUGCAGCAGCAGCAGCAGCAGCAGCAGCAGCAAAAGAGACAGAAGAAGGAGACAACUCCAGCAGCAUCGAAAUGCUGCGCGUGUGGGCCCUGGGGGCCCUCGAGAGCAGCAAAACUGCUGCUGUCCCCGUUGCUGUUGUGGACACAGGCAUUAAUUACCUCCACCCCGAACUGUCUCUUUCGAUGUGGGUAAACCGCAAAGAGCUUCACGGCGAAGAAGGAGUUGACGACGACGAAAACGGCUUCGUCGACGACCUCUUUGGCUGGAACUUCAUUCAGGACAACAACAACCCCAUGGACGACAACGGCCACGGCUCGCACGUCGCGGGAGUUUUCGACCGCUUGGACGACCCGGCCACGGCGCUCAUUUAG
Eimeria necatrix is the source of this 3207-nucleotide messenger RNA. RefSeq names its product subtilase family serine protease, putative. Bases 1 to 3207 code for a protein of 1068 amino acids. Gene Ontology annotation, cellular component: nucleus. Lineage: Eukaryota; Apicomplexa; Conoidasida; Eucoccidiorida; Eimeriidae. The record is from RefSeq and is a predicted model, not a curated record. Gene Ontology annotation, molecular function: serine-type endopeptidase activity. The transcript has 4 exons. Gene Ontology annotation, biological process: proteolysis.